Messenger RNA from Rotaria sp. Silwood2, 1992 nucleotides. Lineage: Eukaryota; Metazoa; Rotifera; Eurotatoria; Philodinida; Philodinidae. The record is from the annotation of a GenBank genome assembly.
AUGGAAAAUCAGUUUAAUCAAAUAAUAUAUUAUGUACAAGAAUAUGCAAAAGAAAAUGAUUUAGCUGGAUUAUUACUUGAUACUCCUUUAUCACAAAUAAUAUUUGUUGAAAUCUUUUUACAGGUGGCCGAUACAAUGAGUUUUAUUGCUAGUAAAUCGAUUGUACAUAGUGAUUUAGGUUGUCGAAAUGAUCUUGUAUUUCGAUUAGAUCCAUUAGUAGUAAAAAAUAAUUUAGUUAAAAUAACUGAUUUUGGUCUUGCACGUUCACUUAAUAGGUCAUCUAUUUUUGAGAAUUCAUGUAUUUUUCCAAAACGAUAUUGUGCAUUAGAAAUACUUCGAAAUGAUGGUCAAUCAAGUUAUACAGAAAAAUCCGAUGUUUAUUCAAUGGUUGUAAGAGCUAAAUUAGAUAAUGGAAGAUUAAAUAAACCACCUAUUUGUAAUCGUCAACUUUGGACUCUUAUGACAUCUUGUUGGGAAGAUGAACGAGAAUGGCUACCAAAUUUUGAAGAAAUUCAAGAAAGAUUAUCCGUCAUUGAACCGUCGGAAGUCUCAGAUGUUCGACAACCAAUUUCAUCAUAUGAACCACCGACAGGCUACACCUUUAAACUUAAUGUUGAUGUGUCAAGGAAUGGUUUACUAGGUGGCAAAUUCCGUAAAAUUUAUGAAGCCCAAUGGAUGUUAGAAAAAGGGACAGAACCAAUUGUUUUGAUUGAAAUGAAUGAAGCACCAACUGACUAUGAAGUAUUAUUCUACAAAGAACGCGACAAUCAUCAGCAUAUGAUCAGCACAUUCGGAUUUGUUACAAAUAAUUUCAGAUCGAUUAUAUUAUUACAAGAAAGAGCACAUCAUGGCCAUCUUCAAGAAUUACUACAAAACAAUGUAUUCGAACCAACAUCAAUGGUUCUCGUCGAUAUUUUCUUACAGAUUAUUGAUGCAAUGAUUUAUAUCGUCGACAAAGGUAUGAUACAUGGGAAUUUAUGUUGUUCAAAUGUUCUUGUCUUUCAAAUGGAUUCAUCUAAACCUAAAGGCAACUUUAUUAAACUGACGAAUUUCGCUUUAGCACGACCCAAUAUAUCAUCGAAAUUAGAGGAUAAACGAUUAACUAUUCCAGUGGAAUAUUGUGCACCUGAGAUUUUUCGAAGUGCAGGCCGAUUAAAUUAUUCUGAAUUAUCCGAUGUUUAUUUAAUGGGAAUAUUAAUGUGGGAAGCUUGUUCACAAGGCAAACUUCCUUAUGGCUCGUCAAUAUCAAACAAAGAAAUUCGACAGAAAAAAUUAAAUGGUGAAAUAUUACCUAGACCAUGGAUGUGUGAUAGACAAAUCUGGCCUAUUAUUAAAAAGUGUUGGGAAAAUGAACCUGAAUCACGAUAUAAAUUUCAAGUUCUGCAAACGAAACUGUCAAGCAUUAAUCUUGAAUCACAAUUUCAAUAUGAACCUGGUUUUGAUGUUAAAAUGAAUAAUCAACUGUAUGGUAGACCUGGACAAAUAGUUUAUGAUGCAGAAUGGAUGAGAAAGAAGAAAUCGCCGAUUGUAUUAAUUCUAAUAAAUACUGAAACAGCAAAAUGUGAAGCUUCAUUUUAUAUUGAGCUUAGUUCUUAUAAACAUAUUGUUCAUACAUUUGGUGUAGUAAAAAAUGAUCCUCGAUCGACAAUGUUAAUACAAGAGCGUGUUCCACAUGACAAUCUUCUAACAUUAUUAAAAAGGCAAAUAUUGAAACCAUCAACAAAAAUACUAAAUAUUAUACAUGGUGAUUUACGUUGCGACAAUGUUCUAAUCUUCAAGAUGAAUCAAUUGGAGACAAAAGAAAAUCUUAUUAAACUAACAAAUUUUGCUUUAACUUGUCCAAAUGAUCCCUCAUUUAUAAACAAUAGACAAACAUCUAUUUCAAUUCGAUAUGCUGCACCAGAGAUAAUUGCAAGUAGGAGUCAAUCAAAUUAUUCUGAAUUGUCCGAUGUUUAUUCGAUGGGUAUUUUAAUGUGGGAAGCUUGUUCAUAA